AUGUGGUGGUACUAUGGGAGUGGUUCAGCUACCAUGACCAUGGCAUGGCUCAACGCAACUAUGGAGGGCUAUUCUAACCGCACAUAUUCACCAAUAGCGCUAAGCCAAGAAUGGUCUAGAGUUAGUCGUUUGAUGUUCGUGUUUAUUCUAUGCGUCUUCGGAACAAUAAUGAACGGCUUCUUUAUUGCCUCCUUUUUCGUUGAGAAUAAACUUAGUAAGAAAGGUAAUGUGUUCUUGGCUUUGGUUGGAGUAGCGGACUUUAUGAUCACUGCAGGCGUCAUGCCUGUGUCUGUGGUGGUUCUGGUAUCGGGCCAAUAUGACAAUCCAGAUGUCUGCCACGCUCUUCAAUUCAUAACUGAAGUAUCUACCUACACAUUUACUAUGUUCUUCAUGUUAUCGGCGAUUGAGAACUACUGCCAGAUGGGUUGUUCAUCAGCACACACUCGUAAGUUUGUGAACUUGGCCGUCAAUCCCGGGAUUCUCCUGGUGUAUGGCGCCAGCAUUUCUGCUUCUGCUUACGGAGUGUACAACGGCUACGACUACGACUAUUGUCAGCGGCUCCAUCACGGUCAUUACAACUUCAGAGCAUAUACUUUAAUAUUUUUUCAUUUUGUUCCAUGCAUUAUAACUGUGACGUUCCUUCUAAUAUCAACACUUCAUGUAAAAAAACACGGCGUUGAUGAAAUUUAUUACAGGCGUUCCCAAAGAUACGAUGACGACUAUUGUCGGUCUAUUUUAAAUAUCUUGACAUAUUUCCUAUACAUUAUUACCUGGACACCCUACUUGAUCAUUAUUUAUCAGUUUCCUAAAACCUCAGACUCGAAGUUUUAUCAGUACGCUUGGCUAGGAAUUUGCAGAUCCGUUUUAACUAGCAUCUUUUACAGUACUUUGAGUAGCGAUUUUCGACGAGCUUACGGUUUCCUCAUUAAUUACUGCUUCUGCAAGACCACUGUGUCAGGCUCAUACUAUUCGCGGAAUCGAAGAGCUGCGAAAGCGGCUGCUACCAACACGGGCGUUAAUGUCAUGGCUCAAGACCUUAGCUCUGACAGAUCAGAGUCCCCUCCAAGGGAGAAUCUAGAAUUAUGA
This is a messenger RNA of Papilio machaon (common yellow swallowtail), 1086 nucleotides long. RefSeq names its product melatonin-related receptor (gene Mtnr). The record is from RefSeq and is a predicted model, not a curated record. Gene Ontology annotation, cellular component: membrane. Lineage: Eukaryota; Metazoa; Arthropoda; Insecta; Lepidoptera; Papilionidae. Bases 1 to 1086 code for a protein of 361 amino acids. The transcript has 4 exons. Gene Ontology annotation, biological process: G protein-coupled receptor signaling pathway. Gene Ontology annotation, molecular function: G protein-coupled receptor activity.